UCAGAUCACACUAACAAAAAAAUCAGAAAUCAGAAUUGUUCAAGAAAAUUGCAAUCGGUGCAUCUCUAUCAAAGAACAAACUUUGUUUGCUGGAGCUGUCCAUGUGUGUGUUUCUUUACAAAAUUACAUUGCCAUCUACUGGCCUGGCAGCAUAAUGCAGUGUUUUUAUACGUUUUCAUGGAUCUGUGUUAAAAAGGGAAAGUAUUGACAUUGUUUUCAUCUGUGCACAAAUAUUUUAGUCUUUUAUUUUUCAAACAUAUCCAAUUGAUUUUCAUCUUUAAAAUUAUUUGAUUUUAGGCCUGAUGAAAAUGAAAGAAGAAAGACAAGAUAUGAAUGAAGUGGAGGAGAAACAUCAGGAUCAGAAAGAUCAUGAUCUCAAUGGAGAACAAUCAGUGAGUUGCAGCAUUAAAAACACAGAAAUCAAAAGGCCUUUCAGCUGCUCUCAGUGUGAAAAAACGUUCACAUGUAACAAAAAUCUUAAGUGUCACAUGGUAAUUCAUACUGGGAUAAAGGCUUUCAGCUGCUCUCAGUGUGGAAAGAGUUUUACACAGAAAGGACAACUUCAUAAUCAUUUGGUAACUCACACUUCAGAAAAGCCUUUCAGCUGCUCUCAGUGUGGAAACACUUUCAAGUGUAAAGCAAACCUUAAGAAGCACAUGUUAAUUCAUGCUGGGAUAAAGCCUUUCAGCUGCUCUCAGUGUGGAAAGUGUUUCACAAGUAAGGGAUCCCUUAAGACUCACAUGUUAAUUCAUACUGGAAUAAAGCCUUUCACCUGCGUAACCCCUCAGUGUGGAAAGAGUUUCAUAAGUAAAGGAAACCUGAGGGAUCACAUGUUAAUUCAUGCUGGAAUAAAGUCUUUCAGCUGCUCUCAGUGUGGAAAGACUUUUACAAAGAAAAGACACCUUAAAAAUCAUUUGGUAACUCACUCUUCAGAAAAGCCUUUCUUCUGCUCUCAGUGUGGAAAGAGUUUUACACGUAAAUCAAGCCUUAGGACGCACAUGUUAAGUCAUACUGGGACAAAGUCUUUAAUCUGCUCUCAGUGUGGAAAGAGUUUUACAUAUGAAUCAAACCUUAAGAAUCACAUGGUAGUUCAUACUGGGAUAAAGCCUUUCACCUGCUCUCAGUGUGGAAAGAGUUUUACAUAUGAAUCAAACCUUAAGGAUCACAUGUUAAUUCAUACUGGGAUAAAGUCUUUCACCUGCUCUCAGUGUGGAAAGAGUUUUACACAUAAAUUAAGCCUUAAGAAUCACAUGUUAAUUCAUACUGGGAUAAAGUCUUUCUCCUGCUCUCAGUGUGGAAAGAGUUUUGCACAUAAAUUAAGCCUUAAGGAUCACAUGUUAAUUCAUACUGGGAUAAAGUCUUUCUCCUGCUCUCAGUGUGGAAAGAGUUUUACACAUAAAUCAAACCUUAAGGAGCACAUGUUAAUUCAUACUGGGAUAAAGCCUUUCUCCUGCUCUCAAUGUGGAAAGAGUUUUACACGUAAAUCAAGCCUUAAUAGGCACAUGUUAAGUCAUACUGGGAUAACGUCUUUAAUCUGCUCUCAGUGUGGAAAGAGUUUUGCAUAUGAAUCAAACCUUAAGAAGCACAUGUUACUUCAUACUGGGAUAAAGUCUUUCAUCUGCUCUCAGUGUGGAAAGAGUUUUACACACAAAUCAAGCCUUAAUAGCCACAUGUUAAUUCAUACUGGGAUAAAGUCUUUCUCCUGCUCUCAGUGUGGAAAGAGUUUUACAUAUGAAUCAAACCUUAAGGAGCACAUGUUAAGUCAUACUGGGACAAAGUCUUUCUCCUGCUCUCAGUGUGGAAAGAGUUUUACACACAAAUCAAGCCUUAAUAGCCACAUGUUAAUUCAUACUGGGAUAAAGUCUUUCUCCUGCUCUCAGUGUGGAAAGAGUUUUACACAUAAAUGUGUGAUUUCUGUGGUUGAAUAG
This is a messenger RNA of Cyprinus carpio (common carp), 1928 nucleotides long. Its product is annotated as gastrula zinc finger protein XlCGF26.1-like. Lineage: Eukaryota; Metazoa; Chordata; Actinopteri; Cypriniformes; Cyprinidae. The transcript is spliced from 2 exons. Bases 303 to 1928 code for a protein of 541 amino acids. The record is from RefSeq and is a predicted model, not a curated record.